This is a messenger RNA of Epinephelus fuscoguttatus (brown-marbled grouper), 1971 nucleotides long. Its product is annotated as cytochrome P450 2D15-like. Gene Ontology annotation, molecular function: oxidoreductase activity, acting on paired donors, with incorporation or reduction of molecular oxygen, reduced flavin or flavoprotein as one donor, and incorporation of one atom of oxygen; iron ion binding; heme binding. The record is from RefSeq and is a predicted model, not a curated record. NCBI's taxonomy places the organism in Eukaryota, Metazoa, Chordata, Actinopteri, Perciformes, Serranidae. The transcript has 11 exons. The coding region runs from base 46 to 1545 and encodes 499 amino acids. Gene Ontology annotation, cellular component: intracellular membrane-bounded organelle; cytoplasm. Gene Ontology annotation, biological process: xenobiotic metabolic process.
UCAGAAUAUAAAGGAGCGUAAGUCCAUCAGACUCACAACUUCAUCAUGUCUGCAUCUGUGGUUCUCCUCUUGGUGGCUCUUAUGCUCUUCCUGCUCCUCUGUCAAACCCACAGGGCCAAAAACUUCCCUCCAGGCCCUCGACCCAUCCCCAUCUUUGGAAACCUGCUGCAGCUCAGUCUGGAGAGCCCCAUGGCAGAUCUGGAGAGGCUGGCCAAACGCUAUGGUAACGUGUACAGCCUUUUCAUUGGAUCCAGGCCUGUAGUGGUCAUCAAUGGGCUGCAGGCCUUGAAAGAAGCUCUGAUCAACAAAGCUGAUGACUUCUCUGGCAGACCACAAGACCAAAUGGUUAAUCAUGCUGUAGUAGUGAAAGCAAAUGCUCCCGGAGUGGUUCUAGCAGAUUAUAACCCUGCCUGGAGACAGCAACGACGCUUUGGUCUGAUGACCCUGAGAAACCUUGGUCUGGGGAAGCACUCAAUGGAGCAGAGAAUUCUGGGAGAGAUACAUCGCCUUACAAAGACAUUGGAGCAGAGUGUUGGUAAGACCAUGAACCCCAACAUGCUCUUUCACAAUGCAGCCUCUAGCAUCAUCUGCCAAGUUCUGUUUGCUCAGCAGUUCGACUAUGAAGAUGAGUUCUUGAAGUUUUUUGUCGGCCUUUGUCAUGCCACCUCCAAAAUAAUCAAUGGCCGCUGGAGUUUGAUUUAUGACUCUUUUCCCAUGGUGCGCAACCUGCCACUGCCCUUCCAGAAAGCUUUUAAGCUGUUCAGGAUUGCACAUGAAAAACGUAUGGAGAUGUUGGCUGAGAAAAAAAAGACUAGAGUUCCUGGUAAACCACGGCAUUUCAUAGACUGCUACCUGGAUGAACUGGAGAAGAGAGGAGAGGAUGCCUCGUCAUUUUCUGAAGACCAGCUUUGUGCAUUUAUUUUGGAUCUUCACUUUGCGGGGACAGAUGCCGUCUCCAACAUCCUGCUCAGUGCCUUCCUAUACCUAAUGAAUUAUCCAGAGAUACAGGAGCGUUGUCAGCAGGAAAUUGACAACAUUCUGGAUGGGAAAGAUGAGCCCAGUUUUGAAGACAGACACCAGAUGCCCUAUGUGCAGGCUGUUAUUCAUGAGAUCCAGAGAACGGCUGACACUGUUCCUCUCGCUGUUUUCCACUCCACCACCAACGACACAGAAUUAAUGGGAUACUCCAUCCCCAGGGGAACCAUCAUCAUCCCCAACCUGUCCUCUGUGCUGAGUGAGGAGGGACAAUGGAAAUACCCCAAUGAAUUCAACCCUGAAAACUUCCUCACUGACCAGGGAGAGUUUGUGAAGCCAGAGGCCUUCGUGCCUUUCUCUAUAGGUCCACGUACCUGUCUCGGAGAGGGUCUGGCUCGAAUGGAGCUUUAUCUCAUUAUGGUGUCACUGCUGAGGAGGUUCAAGUUCAUCUGGCCUGAGGAUGCAGGAAAGCCAGACUUCACACCUAUUUUUGGGAUAAGCCACACCCCCAAACCAUACCACAUGAAGGUCGAACUCAGAAAAACUAUCCCAAGACAGAGGUCAUCUUAAUCAUGAAAUUAGCUUAUUGAAACAUCAUUCAAAAUAUAGCUUUGCAGCAUUAAUCCCUUUUGGUUAAAGCAGACUAUCAAUAUUUUUAUAUGAACAAUGAAUCAAAUGACGAUAUGCAUUUGAAAGGGCUCACUUGUGAAGACAAACCCAUAGCUCCCCUCAGAAUAAGGAAUAAGAAAGAAGGAAUAUGAAAACAAUUUCCAUAAACUACACCGUGGCCUUUACUGAAAGCAACCAAGCUGCUUAUUGUAGUGUUGUGUACAGUUUGUUAAUCAUACGGUGGUAUUAUGUGUAUCAGAUGAAACUCUAAACUGUGAAUCCUAAGAUUUUCUACUUUUUUCUACUUACCCAAUAGACUUUCAGCCAUUUUAUGAUUAUCAUAAAACAUAUUUCUCAGUACUCCCUUGUUGCUAUUGUAAAAUUUCA